AUGAAUAUCAACAGUCAAAUCAGCAGUGAUACAAUGCUAUCUGCAUUUCAAAACGAUGCAAAGACUAGUGGCUCCACGUCUAAGAGCUCAUCGAAAUUAUUCAAUGAGCUUUUAGAAACGUCAAAGAACUUACCUUCUACUUCAUCUGACCUUGGAGCUAUCUUAUUGAGUGUCAAUGAGAUGAAAAAGAGGGCACAGGAGAUGCGUAAGACAAUUCCUCACGAUUCCAAUCAUACAAAAGCUCAUUAUCUCUUAGCAGGAAGUGGACUUGAAUUUCACGAAAUUGAGAGUUCCUUGAAGAAUCUUAAGUCAUCAGAGUUGUUAACCGAACAACGGGUUGCACAAGGCUAUAACGAUGGUGAUUUGGACACUUAUUUACAUAUUAAGAAGGAUGAGAAUAUCCUUUCCUCCAUUGAACAAUCAUUGUCUUUAGCAGCGAAGGAUUUUGAUAAUUUCAUUAAUCAGAACUUCAACCUAGAUUGGAAGCAAAGGAAAGAUGAAGUAAGAGAAAGCUUUGGGAUCCUAGUCAAGAAACGUCAGGAUAGUUCUAACUACGAUACGACUAAUUUGGCUCCUUUGGAUCCCAACGGUCCAAUAUUUUGGGGGAAACCACCUGGUAGUGGUAUCUUGGAUGGUGAUUUAAAUUCAAAUGUCAAUGGAAAUCACAUCCUUAGAGAAAAGUUUGAGAAAUAUGCCAAAAUUAUUUACAGGUUUAACAAUUCAAGACAAUCACAUAAUGACGAUUUUCAAUUAACCAAAGAGUUCAUUGCCAUCUUUCAGAAUACGACCGACUCGAAGUAUAGACAGCUACUUGACGGUUGGGAGAUUAUAGAUAAUGCAACAAAUCAAUCCCCAAAUAUUGUUGAGUUUUCCAAAAAAUACCUAGAAAACCAGUUCUUGAGCUAUGUUGACAAUUUGUAUUCAAAGAAUCCAAGCGAAGGUUUACCGACCAAUGUUAACAAAAUUAGAGCAUUUAUUGACCUCAAACUGAAGACUGGUGAAAAUACUUGGAAAUUUAACAAUCUUACGAUUGUGAAUGGAAUUCCCGUAUGGGCCUUGAUUUUUUAUUUGCUAAGGGCUGGUUUACCGCAGGACGCGCUAGAAGUAGUUGUUAACAACAAAUUGAGUUUCAAAAAAGUGGAGCAAUCUUUCCUAACAUACUUCAAAGCUUAUGUAACGUCUCCUGAUCAUCGUCUUCCACAGGAAUUUGUCUCAAGGUUGCAUACAGAAUAUAACCAGCAUAUCAAAAACACUUUGGACAGCGAUCCGUUCCGUUUGGCGGUCUACAAAAUUAUUGGCAGAUGUGAUUUGACAAGGAAGAAUAUCUCUUCUAUUACUCUAAGCGUGGAAGAUUGGUUAUGGAUUCACUUGAUGUUAAUCAAAGAUGAUAUGGAUAUGGAUGAUCCAGUAUAUGAAAGGUAUACCCUCAGCGAUUUCCAACAUACUGUUGUCUCUUACGGUGAGUACAUGUUUAAAAACUAUUAUCUACAGGCCCUUUUGUUAAGCGGACAAUAUGAACUAGCAGUACAGUACUCAUACAAAAUAAAUGAAAUCGAUGCUGUUCACUUGGCAAUUGGUCUAGCGGCAAAUGGCAUGUUACAUGUGUCAUCUUAUAAAAAGGAUGAGUUGAUCUCCGUGAAUGAUGGCCAAACAAGGAUAAACUUUGUUAAGGUAUUAGGAAAUUACACAAAGUCGUUCAAGUACUCUGAUCCAAGAAUAGCUGUCGAAUAUCUAAUUCUCAUCGCACUAGUGAAUGAGAAAGAGCAGAUUGAAUGGGCGUAUGAGGCACUCAGGGAAUUGAUCUUGGAAACUAAAGAGUUCACCAUACUUCUCGGAAAGAUCAACUCUGAAGGAAUUAGGAUCCCCGGUGUAGUUGAAGAAAGACGCCCAUUAUUACAGCUUGAGGACCAGAAGGACUUUUUGUAUAAGAUUACCGAACAGGCUGCUCGUAGGGCUGAUGAAGAAAGAAGAAUUCAUGAUAGUUUGUUGUUGUACCAGUUAUCAGAAGAAUAUGACAUUGUUAUGUCCAUUAUCAACAAGUUAUUGGGAGAACUUCUAAGUAGCACUGACCUCAAUCAAUCCCUCUUUAGGUUGAAUGACAACAGCGAAACGAAUUACGUCUUAAUGGCAAAGAAGUUAAUCGAAGUGUACAUCAACAACAUCGAAAUCUCUAAAAAGGUUCAGGCAAGAAACAAAGAAACAUGUAUUGUCUUGUUGAAACUAGCUGAUAUAAGAGCAUCAUUCCUAGCACGCCAAUGGCAAAACACCCUACAACAGAUUGAAGAUCUCGAUUUAAUUCCGUUCACGGAUGAAAGCUCGACCAGAAAAAGAGCACAAGAAUUUACACAUUUGGAUGAGAAUAUAUUAAAGAACAUACCUAACCUGUUGAUAAUUACAAUGCUAUGCAUUUCUAACAUCAUAAAGCAGUUGAACGAAAGUGAUUACCAAUCUUUGACUAAAAAGCAGCAAAUCGAUUCUCUCAAACGUGUUGCUAAAAAUUGUAUGAUUUAUGCUGGUAUGAUUCAAUACAAAAUGCCAAGAGAAACUUACAGCAUAUUAAUCAAUAUAGAAGUUGGUUUGUAG
Molecule: messenger RNA, 2583 nt
Organism: Kluyveromyces lactis
Lineage: Eukaryota; Fungi; Ascomycota; Saccharomycetes; Saccharomycetales; Saccharomycetaceae
Gene: NIC96
Product: linker nucleoporin NIC96
Exons: 1
Coding region: 1-2583 (860 amino acids)
Biological process (GO): poly(A)+ mRNA export from nucleus; protein import into nucleus
Cellular component (GO): nuclear pore
Molecular function (GO): structural constituent of nuclear pore
Source: RefSeq, a predicted model, not a curated record